This is a messenger RNA of Phoenix dactylifera (date palm), 1151 nucleotides long. The record is from RefSeq and is a predicted model, not a curated record. Lineage: Eukaryota; Viridiplantae; Streptophyta; Magnoliopsida; Arecales; Arecaceae.
UCUUCUUGAACCUCUCUCUCUAGGUUUUUCCUGGCGACAUGGGAACGCCGGAGACGUCGCGCGAGCCGUGCCCGGACAGGAUCCUGGACGACGUCGGCGGGGCGUUCGGGAUGGGAGCGGUGGGAGGGUCGGCCUUCCACUUCAUCAAGGGCCUCUACAACUCCCCCAACGGUGAGCGGCUCGCCGGCGGCGCCCAGGCGGUCCGCAUGAACGCCCCUCGCGUCGGCGGCAGCUUCGCCGUCUGGGGAGGUCUCUUCUCCGCCUUCGACUGCUCCAUGGUCUACAUCCGCCAGAAGGAGGACCCCUGGAACUCCAUCAUCGCUGGCGCCGCCACCGGCGGCUUCCUCCAGAUGCGCCAGGGCGCCGGCCCCGCCGCCAGAUCCGCCCUCUUCGGCGGCAUCCUUCUCGCUCUCAUCGAGGGUGCCGGCAUCAUGCUUAACCGCUUCCUCAGCGCCCCCCAGAAUAUCCCCGAUCCCGCCCUCAUGAUGCCGCCAUCCGGCGUCCCCGCCAUGGCCGGCGCUGGAGGUUCCAUCCCCCAGAUGGGAUACCAAUCUCCAGUCUCCACAGCUGAAGAUACCACUGCCUCCUCUUCUUCUUGGUUCGGAGGGUGGUUUGGAGGUGGGAAGAAGCAGGAUGAGGGGAAGAGCGGAGGUGGAGGCAGCAAGACAGAGAUCCUGGAGAGUUUUGAUACGCCAAGCACUCCGAUCCCGACUUUUGAGUACAAGUAAAAUAAGGGAACGGGAAUUUUGUUUCUGAAUGAGGGUAUCUGAUCAAAGAUAAUGAAACAGCUGUAUUUAUCGAGGAAUGGGCAUCCAAAAAGAGAUUAGAAGCAGUUUUCCUUGAUAUCAAAGGUUUAAAUUGCAUAAAGUGAGCUGCCUCCGGCAUCUCUUCCUCUUAAUAGUUGUUUGUAUGAUGGCAACAUUUUCAGUAUCCUUAGGUAGUCCUUCGGUUAAGUAUCUGUACAAGACCUUCUUUUAGACGACGUUAUUUGUGGAGUGUUUUGGGAUGAUGUAGUACAACUUAAGCUGAUUUUGUUUGUGCAUUCUGAAUCCUAUAGUUAAUAUUAGGUAAGAUUAAGUUUGCAAGUACAUCAUGUAUUUGUUGGGUUCUGACUCCAUAAGUUCAAUGGAAAUACCAUACUGCUGCUGCAA